AUGGAGCCAGAGGAGAAGAGGGCUGCGUAUGCCUGUGACGUCACAUACGUGACGAACCAGCAGCUGGGCUUCGACUAUCUUCGGGAUCAGAUGGCCUGUCGGCCAUCUGAUCUCCGGCUUCGCUCGGAGGACCCGUUUUCUUGCGCCAUCGUCGACGAAGCCGACUCGGUGCUGAUCGACGAAGGACGUACCCCACUGGUCGUAUCUACGCAGUCGACGAUACCCUCCGAGAAGUACACCACAGCGCUUCAAGUAGCAAGUCAGCUGGCGAAGUUGACAGACUACACAGUGCUUGAGAAAGAGAAGACUUGUGUUCUGACGGAAGUUGGAGAGGUCAAAGUGUCGGAUGCCUUGGGAAAGAACGACCUGUUCGAUCCCCAGGACCCAUGGGCACCGUUUAUCGUCAACUCGUUGACAGCCAAAGAGCUAUAUCAACGAGAUCGGCAGUACCUGGUCCGAGAUGGUAAAGUGGUCGUAGUCGACGAAUUCACUGGGCGACCAGUGGAGGGCCGCAGCUGGAGUGACGGCUUGCAGCAGGCAAUUGAAGCGAAGGAGGGCGUCGAGAUUCAGCCUGAGGCUGUGGUGCUUGCGUCCAUCUCCUAUCAGUGCCUCUUCCGUUUGUUCAAGAAGCUUUCAGGGAUGACCGGAACAGCGUCCACCGAAGCGCAAGAGCUGGAGUCCAUCUACAACCUCACGGUGAGCCCCGUUCCCUCCAACAAGCCCUGCCAGCGCUUGGAUGAAGAGGACGAGGUCUACACCACCGAAGGUGGGAAGUGGAGAGCUGUCACAGCGGCCGCCUGCGAGGCGCACAGGCUGGGCCGACCUGUGCUCGUUGGAACCACGAGCGUGGAGAAUUCUGAGGUCCUUGCUGGAUAUCUCAGCCGGGAGGGUCUGACCUACAAGCUGCUAAAUGCCAAGCCUGAGAAUGCAGCCAGAGAGGCUGAGAUCGUGGCUGCUGGCGGUCUACCAAAUGCGAUCACGAUCGCAACCAACAUGGCAGGCCGGGGGACUGACAUAGUGCUCGGUGGAGAUGGGAAAGCGAUGGCAAAGCUGUAUCUCAAGGAAGCUCUGCGAAAUGUGUCCUCCACAGCCACGCCAGACGAGACCUCGCCGGAGCUCUCGGAAUUAUGCCUUCCCUUGUCGGAUGCUAUCCAGGAAGAGCUCACAUCCGCUUCUUCUCUCGUGGCAAGCACUGCGCCGUCUCUGGCUGCGGCAGACAUCGAGCGGGCCGUGGCCGGUGAGGCCUUACCCGAAGCUAGCGACGCUGUGCUGGCGGCGGUGCAGUCGCUCAGGGCCACGUACCACAAGGCGCAGGACCACCUCCUGGAAGCUUGCGAGCUCCAGAGUCGCGAGGUCGUGGAAGCUGGCGGCCUGUGCGUUCUCGGCACGGAGCGGCAUGAGGCCCGGCGAAUCGAUAACCAGCUGCGUGGCCGCGCUGGGCGCCAGGGCGAUCCCGGCAGCUCCCGGUUCUUCCUGAGCCUUACGGACAAGGUCUUCCGUGUUUUCGGCGGUGACACGAUUCGCAUGCUGACUGCGGACAUGGGUGGCGCAGAUGAUGUGCCCAUGGUGUCUCCUCUUGUGUCGGGAGCCAUUGAUGAAGCACAGAACCAGGUUCAAAGCUUUUUCUUCGGGAUCCGCAAGGAUGUCUUCAAGUACGACGAAGUGCUUGAUCAACAAAGACAGGUUGUGUAUGGCGUGCGUCGGAAAGCGCUGCUAGACUCCGACGAAGGGGUCCUGGACUCUCUCCGAAGCUACUGCACGGAGAGUAUGGCUGAGCUUGUCGAGCAGCUCAUAUCUGCGAGUCAGCCGCUCGAUGCCUGGCCACUGGAACGAAUGGCUGCAAAGCUAUCGGCAUGGUUUACCGGCACCCUGUCCGUGACCCCUGAAGAUCUCCGAGCAGUCGCCGGCGCUGGCGGCGAGGAGGGCUGCGAAGCCCUAAGAUGCUGGGUGCAACGUGAGGGCCUGGAGGCAAUCGACCGCAAAGCCGCGAGGAUCGACGAGGAUGCACCGCAGCUGCACCGCGCGGUGUUCCGGCAGGUGUUGUUGAUGCAGAUUGACAACUACUGGCGGAAGCACCUGAAAUACAUGACCUUCCUGAGGAACUACUCAAAGCUCCGGAGUUACGGACAAAGAGAUCCGUUGGUGGAGUACAAGCUCGACGGAUACAAAGCCUUUCAGGUGAUGAUGGGCAAGAUCCGGCGUGACACUGUCUACUACCUCUUCACUUUCCAACCCAGGCCGUUGCGACCAAUCCUUGCCGAGCGCUUUGCUGACAAAUCGCCACCCGAGCCGGAUGCGGGAUUGCUUCAACAGGUUUUGGCGCUCCUGGAUGUCACGGGUCCACUGCUGCCUCUGAGCGAUGGCCGCCUGUCCCUGCUCCUGGAGGAAGGCGGCUUGAAGAAUCCCGAGGAGCGCUUGCAUUGGCUGCACACUGCUGAUGGUGUGGAAGCCCUGGAAGAUGCGUUUGCACGGGCCGUCUACGUGAGCAAAGCCGAUGUAGCCUAG
Symbiodinium sp. CCMP2592 is the source of this 2505-nucleotide messenger RNA. The record is from the annotation of a GenBank genome assembly. Lineage: Eukaryota; Dinophyceae; Suessiales; Symbiodiniaceae.